CAUUAUAUAAUUUUUCCUCAUCUUCCCAAACAUGUCUAAAGUAAAUGCAAAAAGACAUGCAAUGGAGAAAAAAUCAAGUGACCAAGAAUCAAAGAAAUUGAACCAAAUAAUUUUCCACAAACACCUCAAAAGAGUGUACCCUAUAGGAUUACAAAAAAGUUCUUCAUCUUCAUCCAUAUCUUCAUUUUCAUCAUCACUAUCACAAAAUUCAAAUGACCCUUGUUUCACAGAUUCUUUAACUAUAGCAGAUGAAGAAGUCUCAUUAGCACUUCAUUCGAUUUCACCGCGACAGAGAAGAGAACAUACACUUAUUAAUAUUUCACAGCAACAACAAAAUCAACACGCGGCUGAGCUUGGUGAAUUGAAAAGAUGCAGCUGGAUCACAAAGAACUGUGAUAAGGCAUACAUAGAAUUUCAUGACGAAUGUUGGGGAGUUCCAGCUUAUGAUGACAAAAAACUGUUCGAGCUGCUUGCAUUGUCGGGAUUGCUGAUAGAUUACAACUGGACAGAAAUUCUAAAAAGAAAAGAAGUUUUAAGACAAGUUUUUGCUGGAUUUGAUCCUUACACUGUUUCCAAAAUGGAGGAGAAGGAAGUUAUCGACAUAGCAUCAGCCACAGAACUUGUUUUAGCUGAGUGCAGAGUAAAGUGCAUAGUCGACAAUGCCAAAUGCAUGAUGAAGAUUAGGAGGGAAUUUGGAUCAUUCAGUAGCUAUAUAUGGAGUUACGUGAAUCACAAACCAGUGAUUAACAAAUACAGAUACUCAAGAGAUGUUCCAUUGAGGACACCAAAAGCAGAUGCCAUAAGCAAGGACUUAUUAAAACGCGGGUUUAGAUAUUUGGGUCCAGUGAUUGUUUACUCUUUUAUGCAAGUUGCAGGAUUGACUAUUGAUCAUCUUGUUGGUUGUUAUAGGCACAAAGAAUGUGUAAACCUAGCAGAAAGACCUUGGAAACAUAUUUAAUUCACUUUUUUUUGUAUAAACAUCUUUUCAGUUUUGCAUACAUAUUUAAUUCAAGCCUUGAGGCCUUGUCUGUACUUUGCAGAAGACUUUAUGUUUGGUAUGAUACCAAUAUAAUGAGAUUGAAAAUA
Molecule: messenger RNA, 1086 nt
Organism: Medicago truncatula (barrel medic)
Lineage: Eukaryota; Viridiplantae; Streptophyta; Magnoliopsida; Fabales; Fabaceae
Product: DNA-3-methyladenine glycosylase 1
Exons: 5
Coding region: 32-958 (308 amino acids)
Biological process (GO): base-excision repair
Molecular function (GO): DNA-3-methyladenine glycosylase activity
Source: RefSeq, a predicted model, not a curated record